Rhagoletis pomonella (apple maggot) is the source of this 5070-nucleotide messenger RNA. RefSeq names its product regulatory-associated protein of mTOR-like. Bases 676 to 4983 code for a protein of 1435 amino acids. Gene Ontology annotation, molecular function: inositol phosphate phosphatase activity; acid phosphatase activity; protein-macromolecule adaptor activity. Gene Ontology annotation, cellular component: cytoplasm; TORC1 complex. NCBI's taxonomy places the organism in Eukaryota, Metazoa, Arthropoda, Insecta, Diptera, Tephritidae. Gene Ontology annotation, biological process: TORC1 signaling; cellular response to starvation; regulation of autophagy. The transcript has 3 exons. The record is from RefSeq and is a predicted model, not a curated record.
CGUAUAUCAGUAAAAUGAGUUGUGAGUUGUUGAGUCAUCUCCAGUUUAGAAAUUUGAAAAGAUGAACUGGCAACUCUACCAACUGCAACCGAAUUGCAUGUUGACGUACAAAACAGAAAAGACGCGAACUGCCAGUGAAAGCAAAGCAACGAAUGAAAGUGGUGUAAACGUCAAAUUCGGUAAAGAAGUGAAAGAAUGCUGCGUAUUUUUCCGUCUAACGUGGUUUUCAAUUAAGAAUAAAAAAGUGCUCAUAAUUAAAUUGAACAAACGCAUUUAAGUUAUCCAGUGGAUUUAGGAUGCGUAACAAAUGAUUUACAACAAGUAAAACAAAUAAAUUUUCAACCGAACGAAUACAAAUUUCUUGCGUGCUGAGCUGCUACUGCCUAAAGGGCGGGGGCAAGCAAAAAAGCGGCCUGUGAACGGCGUAAUAAAGUCCUUACGAUAUAGGUCGACAAAUCUGAAAAGUACAGACGCUGCUAUAAUUUUGGAUAUCGCAGGACUACUUCAAAUAUAAUUGCUUAUAUACAGGUCAAUUCUGAAAAUUGUAACCUUGGAAAUUGUUUUUCAUAAGCAGAAUCGGAUUUAAAGUCGGCCACGGCCAUUAUAAUCAACUAUUUCGCUGGAUAUUCUUGCUUUUCGAGGUAUAUAUAAAAAAUUCUAUAGUGCUCGUGCUAAAUGGAUAGUGGACGGAAUUAUGGGCGUCUUGCUACUUCAUUUGUCAUCGGAGGUGUCGGCAGUGGAGGCGGUUGUGCCGGCAGUGGCAGCCGCAAAACUUCAAUGUCUGAUAGUCAACAAAUGUUACCAAUGUUGCAGCAGCUGACAAAUGGGUCCUUUGGUAUCAUAGUACCUGAUAAGCAUUGCCCACUUUGCUUUCAAGCAAAACGACAUCAGGAAAAGAUUGAGGGCAUAAGGUGCAAGCCGGUUGCUUGGCGCAUAAGAGAGCGAAUGAAAACAGCUAGUGUUGUGUUAGUGCUUUGUCUGAACAUAGGCGUUGAUCCACCAGACGUCGUAAAGAUACAGCCCUGUGCACGUUUAGAAUGCUGGGUCGAUCCCUCUUCGGUAUCGGCGCCAAAAGCAAUGGAAUUGAUUGGAAACAAUUUACAAAUGCAAUAUGAGCGUUGGCAGCCACGCGCACGCUAUAAGAAAUGCCAUGAUCCCACAGCUGAAGACGUAAAAAAGCUGUGUACAUCACUGCGGCGCAAUGCAAAAGGCGAGCGCAUACUUUUCCACUACAAUGGGCAUGGUGUGCCUAAACCAACUGCUAAUGGCGAAAUUUGGGUAUUCAACAAGACAUUCACACAAUAUAUACCUUUGAGCAUUUUUGAGCUACAAAGCUGGAUGGGUGCUCCAUCAAUUUAUGUUUACGAUUGCUCUAACGCUGGUAUAAUUAUAAAUUCGUUUCAACAAUUUGCAGAACAGCAUGAACGCGAUUUAGAAAAAUCGGGUCAACGCGGCGGUCCUGGACAGCCACCAUCUAUAUUAACACCAUUUGUUAGCUAUAAAAAUUGCAUACAUUUGGCCGCAUGCUCUGUCAAUGAGAUAUUGCCUAUGAAUGCCAAUCUCCCAGCAGAUUUAUUCACAUCCUGCCUAACCACGCCAAUAAAUAUCGCCCUUAAGUGGUACACAAUGCAAGAGAAGUUCGAGCUGGUUCCGCUCAUACAGAGCGAGCAAGUCGACAAGAUACCAGGGAAAGUAAAUGACCGGCGGACAAUGAUGGGAGAAUUGAAUUGGAUAUUUACUGCCAUCACUGACACUAUUGCAUGGAAUACUUUGCCACGCGAUCUAUUUCAGCGUUUGUUUCGCCAGGAUUUGCUGGUCGCCAGUUUAUUUCGUAAUUUUCUACUCGCCGAGCGUAUAUUACGUUCGCAUGAUUGUAUCCCUGUAUCGCAUCCGGCAUUACCGCCAUGCUUCCGUCAUCACAUGUGGUCCGCUUGGGAUUUAGUCGUGGAUUACGCAUUGCAGCAGUUGCCUGAAAUAUUGGAAAAAGGUGCACCGUAUCGGCAGUUACCAUUUUUUGAACAACAACUAACGGCGUUCCAAGUGUGGCUAGAUCGAGAAUCCGAAUCGCGCUCUCCGCCAGAGCAGUUACCCAUUGUACUACAGGUGCUGCUUUCACAGGUGCAUCGAUUGCGCGCCCUAGAGCUACUUGCACGUUUUCUUGAUCUCGGCCCAUGGGCGGUAAAUUUAGCACUUGGUGUGGGCAUCUUUCCCUACGUACUUAAACUGUUGCAGAGUUCGGCGAAGGAAUUGCGACCGGUGCUCGUUUUUAUAUGGGCAAAAAUUUUAGCAGUGGAUCCGAAUUGUCAGGUAGACUUGGUGAAAGAACAUAAAUACUUUCUGUCUGUUCUGCAAGACACAACCGUAUCCAAGGAACACCGUACGCUGUCUGCGUUUGUGUUGGCUUGCAUUGUGAACGACUUUUUGCUGGGCAAAACAAGCGCUUUGCAAGGUUCCUUAGUGUCGAUAUGCCUGGAGCAACUGAACGACGAGAGUUGGCUACUUCGUCAAUGGCUAGCUAUAUGCCUAGGCAUGCUUUGGCAAAAUUUCGAGAAAGCUAGAUGGUCCGGCGUUCGAGAUUUGGCACACGAAAAACUAUAUCCCCUGCUCAAAGAUCCAAUACCAGAAGUUCGCGCAGCUGCUGUUUUCGCAUUGGGCACAUUUAUUAGUUCAGUGACUGAUCGAGAAGAGCACGCAAAUAAUAUUGAUCGGAUAAUUGCCAUUACACUCUUGGAUACUGUGGGGGAGGACAUGUCUCCUUUGGUGCGCUUGGAGCUGGCUGCGGCCCUGCAAUGGAUGGUGUUGCUGUUUGAAUCGCAGUUCGUAACGGUGUACAUGCAGGAGCAAAUGAGUAGUUCGAGCCCUAAUUUGGCGCUGACAACAUCAGUUAGCGGCAGUGAGCGUAGUGCCAGUGUAGCCCAUAGUAUGGCUGGUGCACCCAGUCCAGCGGUGGUGCACCAUUCUACACACAGCUUAGAACGUCACGUUUCUAUGCGGCGAGGUGCUAGCUCAAGUUCGAUAUCUAACAUGGUCUCCACAGCCAUACCAUUUCAAGCGAUAUUUUUACGAUUGUGGCAAGGUAUUUAUAAUCUUGGCCAUGAUCCAUUUCCGGAAGUGGCAGAAACAGCACAAAAAAUUAUAGCUUACGUACGUGAUAAGUCGGUCGAUUUAAUCACCGCCAAAGAGGCCACCAGCGACAAGUGCAAUUCGAGUGUUAGCUUACCCCCGAGCCCGUCAACACGCGGCAACUUUUUAAGUGGUGAAUCACCACCAGUAGGUGCCGGUGUACAGGUGGGGCAUCAAAACGCCAGCAAUUGGGCGAAUAAGCUUCGACAUAACAAGCUUUUAGCUGCGAAUGUGAUGAACAGCGCUGAUCAUCAGGCGCUAUUACAACGUAAAUUACGUACUACUUCCAUGGGGGAUGAGACGGACAGUUGUGUUCCACUAAACGGAAGCCGCAGUGCUGGCUUAAUGGGUUCCGGCAUUGCAGUCGGCGCAACUACAAGUUUGCACAUGAAUACAGGUGGCAACGGUGGCGGUGGUGAUGGUUCACAUUCAGCGCGCAGCAGUACGAGCGAAAGCAACUAUGAGCCGAAGUCGACAGCGCUGAAACCGAUCCUGCAAACCGAGUUCAUAUCAUGGGCUAAUUCGUACUUUAUGAGACCCGGUAAGAAUCGCUACGCCUCCGCCGAGGGUACGGAGGGACAACAGGUAUUUCCCGCAGAUACGAAUUCUCCUGAAUUGCGCUCCCGACAAUUUCGUUUUUGCCGCAAUGAAAUAAUGCGGCGACAGUCCAAGGACCAACUCAUGCGCGGCUGCCGAAUUGACACGCAGACUUGCAUGCUAAAGACCCAACACACGCCUGCCAUUGUCAAAUUGCUGCCAUAUGAAACACAGCUCGCCGUCGCUUACAAGGAGAAAGUACUAGUCUAUGAUUGGGUGCGCAAUUCAGUGCGCUCAUAUGUGCCACAAGCCAGCAGCAAUCACAUCGGCGAGUCGAGCGGUUCAUCGUCGUCGCCAUCGGCGCACAUGCAGCACCAUCAGCAACAGUAUCUACAGCAGCAACAACAAAGUUUAACCGCUCGCGUUAGUGCCAUUGAAUUUCUGAAUGCACAUGACAUUGGCUUGAUACUGGCAGGUCACGAGGAUGGCGUUGUGCGUGUAUGGCAACCAGGUACUGAGGAUCAACCUGAGUCACAGCUAAUAACUGCCUUCGAGGGUAUCCCCGCUAUGAAUGCUGCUUAUAAUGGUUCGCACGGUGGCAGUGGUGGCGGUGGUGGUAGUGGUACUGGUUCCGGUUCCGGCUCUGGUUCGUCUUCGUUGAAACACCGACGUGACUUGAUGCGUACCGGCAUAGUCACCGCUUGGCAGCAAUGUAGACAGCACCUGGUUGUGGGUGGUGGUAUUUCGCGGUUCCUACGCAUCUGGGAUGUAGAGCGAGAGCUGAAACACGGUGACAUACCGAUAGGUAGCGAGGCGUGCGUGCGCGUAUUGGCGCCAUUCUCCUAUAAUCUGAAUAGCAGCAUUGUGGUAGCAGGUUGUUCUGAUGGCAGCGUGCGGCUAUUCGAUAAGCGUCUAGCGCCACAAGAGGCGCGAAUAUGCGUCUUUCGCGAACACAUUGGUGCCAUACUAUCCGUUUGCCUGAAGGAAAACCAACCCACACUGAUCACAGGUUGUGCACAGGGACGCGUGCGUAUCUUUGAUUUACGACAAGCAGCUGCUGUCUCCAGCUGGGAAGCGGGCUCCGAUGUGGCCGUAAUCGCUAGUCAUGCAUCGGCGGAUAUUGUAGCGUGCGGCAGCGCGCAAGGCAUUGCGCUACAUCAGGAAAGCGGACGAGCGCUGAAUACGUUGCGUGGCACCGAGGGCUUUAUGGGCACAAAAAUCGGCUACCCGACUUGCUUGUCGUUCCACGCGCACAAAGCCGCCUUGGCGGUCGGUUGCGUGGACAACACGGUCGUGGUGUAUGAACCUGUUGCAGUUCUAUAAACUUUGCAAACGCUGGAAGGUCGACGUUGAUAAAAAUCCAAAGACAUUUGACAAUUCUGAACGUUUUCUGCACGAACCCGAAAUGAU